GGGUCAUGCACAAGUAGUGAAAAGUGUCGAUGUUCUUACGCUUUUAUCAUGGUGCAUACGGGUGGUUAGGAUUUGGGAAACUGUGUCAGCUCUAUUCUUUCCUAUUUGCUACAAGCUUCCAUGAAAUCUUCAACUAGAAAGUUAUACAGUUUAGCUUGGAAAUGGGACGUUGAUACAAGUUGAUCAACAUGGUUUAAGGACUGUAUUCAAUAUUUGGUAUACAAUAUUUCCUACUUUUUGUGAUGAUAAUGAGUUCCCAACGAACAGAAGAUAAGGAACAUAAUCAUGUAGAUGUGAACGGUACAAUUUUUCCAAUCAAGAACGAUGAAAAUAGAUCGAUUUUAUCUAUGCCAUAUGAUUGCAUUUUUGAAGUAUUACAAUACCUAAAUCAGAUCGAUUUAGUUAACGUCUGUUUGGUUAAUAGAGAAUUGUAUUACUUAGCAAGACGAAAACUUUAUCGAUCCAUCUUCGUUGUGAUUCUUGGUCCUCCGAUUGAAAUCAAAAUGAAUGUGUAUAAUUACUUCUACACCAAUUAUACUAUCAUGAAUCGUGCUGAUUAUAGAAUGGACCAUUUAUUAAAGAAUCCAAACUUGCGGUUUUGUCAAUUAAUAAGAUUUAAUUUCAUCAAGCCCGAAUUCUACCAACGUGUUCAAAGACUAUAUCCUCGAAUUAGAAUGCACGUAGAUGUUCAAAUCAACUGCUGGGUGCCUCUGAUUCCAUUGAGUAUGAUAUCAUACUAUUCUGAGCUAAACCUAUAUGAGCUUGUAGCAAUGAAAAACACCAGUUUCAUGUUACCACUGGUGAGGAAAAUCAGGGUAGAUAAAUAUACAUAUGACUACGUGACUUCAAGUUUAGUGGCAAGGUUAACAAACUUAAGGCUAGUGGCCAUUUAUAGUUGUAAAGAUGUAUUAGCAAGGUUGGAGUCAAUUAAAUUAAUUACGGUCAAGGAGGUAGAGAUUCACAAUUGCAUUACCCGACCAGAUG
Molecule: messenger RNA, 984 nt
Organism: Spathaspora passalidarum NRRL Y-27907
Lineage: Eukaryota; Fungi; Ascomycota; Pichiomycetes; Serinales; Debaryomycetaceae
Exons: 1
Molecular function (GO): protein binding
Source: RefSeq, a predicted model, not a curated record